UACAGAUUGACAAUGAAAAGUUGACAUUCUCUGUGCUAAGUAUUUGCGCCAAAUGUACAAUUUAUCUUUGACCCAAAAAUUGACAUUAUCUAUUGAAAAACGAGAUGCUAAAAAUGUUGUUGAAAGUCUAAGUAAGUUUGUGUUAUAUUUUUUAACCAAUUUUUUCGUGACGACUUAAAAUUUGAGCAUGUGUUUGAGAUGGCUUAGAUGACUUAUCUAAAAUCUUUGCUGUGCUUGUCUAUAUGGAUAAAAUGAGAGAUAGUGAUCGAUUUUCGUUGGAAUGAGAAAUGAAAACAACAAAAUGUGAUUGAUGAAAUUUUCACACAGUUUUCUCUUUAGCGAUAAGUAGUGGAGUAAUAGAAAUGUUCCUCAAGUUAAGGAUCUUAGUUACUUUGAUAUUUUUUUCAAUUUCUUCAAUUAUAGCGUUGGAACCUUCUGAUCUGGUAUUUAUUAUUUUAAGUCAAGAAGAAAGCUACAAUGCGGCUCAAGCUCAAUUAUUAGAGACUGAUUUAAUAAAACAAUCAAGUGUUUUAGAUAAAGUUCCACAUAAGAUUAUUUUAACUCAUGACUUGGAUGUCUUUGGAUCAUGGACCAUUGUACCAUUAAUUCCAUAUUUAGCUAGCAUCAAUGUUACUGCACAAUGGUAUGUUUUUUGCACUGAAAAUACAGUUGUAAGAUUAAGUAAAUUACUGAAAGCACUGGGCCAAUACGAUGUAGAUAUUUAUAGGAAUUUGUGGGUUGGACAUUCUUUGUAUGACAAAGAACCUACGAUAAUACAUCACUUUGCAGAACAUUCAAAAAAGUUCAAAUACCCAAAUCUACAAUCAGGUUUUGCAAUAUCGAAACAUUUGUUUAACAGUUUAGUUAAGAAAGCUGGUGAUGGUACGGUCAACAGUAUAGACUUCUCAGUUGAUGUUUCAUACGAAUUUUCUAAAUUUGUUUUUAAUGAGAGCAAAAGUGCUCGUUUAACGCAUUUGCCAGCAUUCUGUAUCGUUGCUACUGAAGAUUGUGCCACCUAUCCUAGGCCUUUUUAUCCAUGUGAUAAACUAUCAGCUAAACAAAACGUUUAUGUGGCAGUUAAGACUUGUACCAAGUUUCAUAAAGAAAGGCUUGAUAUUAUUCGCAAAUUAUGGAUAAGGCAUGCAGAACAUGCAGGAUUUUUUACUGACCAAUUAGAUGAAAAUUUAAGGGAUGGAAUCGUAGUUCCCAAGACUGAUCAGGGUCAUUGUGCAAAGACCUUUGCAAUUUUAAAAUAUGUAGCUCCUAUUCUGGAUGAAAGAAAAUUAGAUUGGUUGCUAAUUGUCGAUGACGAUACCAUAUUGAGUUUAUCCCGACUAUUUCAACUAUUAACAUGUUACAAUCCAGAAAACUCUGUAGCAAUAGGUGAGCGUUAUGGAUAUAGAGCAACCAAAAUUCACGGCUAUGAUUACUUAACUGGUGGUGCUGGCGUUGUUCUUUCUACUGCUCUUGUACAUAAAAUUAUCAAGCCAGGAGUGUGCAAUUGCCCGGUUGAAACAACGCCUGAUGAUAUGUUUCUAUUUGGAGUCUGCCUAGCCCACUUGGGAGUUAAAGUCACUAACUCGCCUCUGUUUCAUCAAGCGAGACCGAGCGAUUACGCUGAAGCCUAUCUUGCCUCUCAAGAACCGAUUUCUUUCCACAAAUUUUGGAUGAUCGAGCCAGAAGAGGUCUAUGAACAAUGGUUCGAAGAUGCUGAUUUAGUUAUGUUCUCAAAAAAUAAAGCUCGAAAGCGCAUAGAGUUAUGAAAAUUCGAGUAAUUGUGACAAAGUGAAGAAAUCUUAAUAACGCAAUGAUCUAAGAUUUUAUGAUAAGAGGAAUUGAAAGUCAACCGAUGGCUGUAUCAAAUAAGAACAAAAAGUUCAAAUGCACAUAUCAUAACUGUCGAUAAUAUGUAUAAAAUGCACAAGCACAUUUUUUUAUAGUUAUUUAUAAAUGUUAUUGUUUAUACA
This is a messenger RNA of Copidosoma floridanum, 1967 nucleotides long. Its product is annotated as beta-1,3-glucosyltransferase. Lineage: Eukaryota; Metazoa; Arthropoda; Insecta; Hymenoptera; Encyrtidae. Gene Ontology annotation, molecular function: glycosyltransferase activity. Gene Ontology annotation, cellular component: membrane. The record is from RefSeq and is a predicted model, not a curated record.